AUGGGAUUCACGGAGGAUUUUCUGCCAGUUUUUGUUUCGCUUUUUCAAAUUUUACAAGCGAUCAUUUUAUGGCCCUUUCCGAAGUCGAAGAAAGAUCUGAAUGGAGAAAUCGUUUGCAUCACCGGCGCUGGGAGCGGAAUCGGAGCUCUCAUGGCCAAGAAACUCGCCGACAUGGGAUGUGUCAUCGUCGCUUGGGAUGUCAAUGUGAAGGGAAACGAAGCUACUGUCGAAGAAAUCAGAAAAAAUGGCGGCGAAGCGUAUGGUUUCAAAUGCGACGUGACCAACCGCGCUGAAGUCUACGAAGUCGCCAAGAAAUCUGCGAAACUCGCCGGCGAUAUUACGAUGUUGAUCAACAACGCUGGCAUCGUUGGUGGAAAAACGUUCAUGGAGUCGGAUGACGCGGUGAUUCAGAAGACUUUUGAAGUCAACGCGAUUUCGCACUUUUGGACGACGAAGGCGUUUUUGCCAAAAAUGGUGGAAAAUAAUCAUGGACAUGUCAUUUCGAUCGCCUCCUCUGCUGGUUACUUCGCCGUUCCAAAGCUCGCUGAUUAUUGCGCAAGUAAAGCCGCCGCCGCCCACUUUGCCGACUCGCUGUCGAUGGAGCUGUACAAGGCAAAUAGCGCGGUCAAGGUCUCCUGGGUCUGCCCCUACGCGAUUUCGACGGGAAUGUUUGAAGGCUUCUUUGCCAAGCGACCGUGGUUGGUGGAUAUUCUUACGCCGGAAUCAGUCGUCGACAGUGUUAUUCACGGAAUUCAGACGAAUGCGGACAGAAUUUUCUUGCCAAAGAUUCUUGAUAUUCUAGCGGUUCUUCAAGAGAUGCUUCCGAGAAACGCUGGUUUGACAUUCUUGUCCUGGGGAGGAGUUCUUGAUGCAAUGAAUGAUUUCGUUGGACGAAGCAAGCAAAAAUGA
Messenger RNA from Oikopleura dioica, 909 nucleotides. The record is from the annotation of a GenBank genome assembly. Lineage: Eukaryota; Metazoa; Chordata; Appendicularia; Copelata; Oikopleuridae.